AUGAAUGCAAAUCGGGGUCGUGGUCGCGGAGGACGCGGACGCGGACGUGGUCGCGCGCCAGCGUUUCAGGAGAACUUCGUCGAGGGUGAAGUUCACGACACGGACACUGACACCGAGAAUGAGGGACCAGAGCAGCCGCUGCCACCGCCACCAGUUAACAUUGCGCAAGUGAUGCUCAUGCAGACACAGUUACUGCAGCAGAUGGCCGCCACUCUGGCGAACCAGAACCAGAACCAAAACCAAAACCAGAAUCCGAAUCCUCCUCCACCGCAGUCCAAGCUUGCAGAGUUCAUGAGGACGAAGCCACCCACCUUUGCGGGAUCAGCGGACCCUAUUGAGGCAGAUGAUUGGCUGAAGGAUAUUCGCCGGAAGCUCAACCUGAGGGAUGAAUUUCGAGCUCUAGUUCAGGGGAAGAUGAUAGUCUCUGAGUACUGGGACAGUUUCGCCCAGUUAUCUCGCUAUGGAAGGGCGGAUAUUCCCACUGAGGCGGAUAAGAUUUCUAAGUUUCUGAGGGGCCUGAACCUAGGUCUGAAGGAUAGGUUGGUGUCUCAUGAUUUUGCCAACUUCCAGAGUUUGGUCAACAAGGCUAUUCUUCAGGAGAAUUCAAAGAACGAACUUGAUGAAUACCGCAAGCGCAAGGCACCACAGAGUCAGUAUGGGGCAGGGAGCUCACGCCAGAAGAACAAUAACAACCCAGGAUACCGUGGAUCAGGUGCAAAGCCGGCGAAGCCUAAUCCCAAUGCUUCGUAUGGUGCCUAUCGUACUCCGAGAGCUGAAGUCGGAGGGAACCAUGCCAACACUGCUGGGAGGACAUGCUACAACUGUGGCGAAGAGGGUCACUUUGUUGCUGCAUGCCCAGGCAAGAAGAACGCAGGGGCGAUGCCAGUGAAGUUCAACUUAGGUUCCGCCGCCAAGACACCAGCAGCGGGACGUGGAAGGGGCAUACUACCUACCCCGGGAGGUGCACCUCAUGCCUCAGGACAGCAAGGACGUGGCCAAGUCAACCAUGUCACGACAGAACAAGCACAUGAAGCUUCAGAUGUUGUCCUUGGUAUGUUUCCAAUCAACUCAUGUUAUGGUUCCGUACUUUUCGAUUCUGGAGCUUCCCAUUCGUUCAUUUCCAAGCAAUUUGUUGAAAAACACCGUUUGAAAACCGAGGGUAUGAGUCGGGAGAUGGCAGUACAAUCACCUGGGGGAAUUCUUACUACGGGUUCAAAAUGUCCUAAGGUGAUCCUUACGAUCGAGGGAGUAGAGUUUCUAGCAGACCUCAUAGUGUUAGAUUCUAAAGGGUUAGAUGUUAUUCUGGGCAUGAACUGGUUAGUAAAACACAAAGCUAUGAUAGACUGUGGCCUUGGAGCAGUAUCGCUGACUAGUAAGAAUGGAACUGUGGUGGAUUACAAACCCAAGUCAGCACCUCAUACCGCAGUGGACAGUAUCCUGAACAGCUUGAAGGGAAUGGUUGUAUCAGAUGUUAGAGUGGUUAAGGAAUACCCAGAUAUUUUUCCGGAUGAGUUACCUGGUCUGCCACCAGACCGUGAGAUAGAGUUUGCCAUCGAGUUAGUCCCAGGCACUGCUCCUAUUGCAAAGAGACCAUAUAGGAUGCCGGCAAAUGAACUAGCUGAAAUGAAGAAGCAAAUUGAGGAGCUUUUAGAGAAGGGAUAUGUUAGACCAAGCACCUCGCCUUGGGGAGCACCGGUGUUGUUUGUUAAGAAGAAAGAUGGUACCAUGCGAAUGUUCGUGGAUUACCGUGGCCUGAAUGAAGUGACCAUCAAGAAUAAAUACCCUUUGCCUAGGAUUGAUGAUCUGUUUGAUCAAUUGAAGGGAGCUUCUGUCUUCUCUAAGAUAGACCUCAGGUCGGGAUACCAUCAGCUGAAGAUCCGACCCGAAGACAUACCUAAGACAGCCUUUGUCACUCGGUAUGGUCUCUACGAAUUUCUGGUGAUGUCCUUUGGACUCACGAAUGCACCAGCCUACUUCAUGAAUCUCAUGAAUAAAGUGUUCAUGGAUUGCUUGGAUAAGUUCGUCGUAGUGUUCAUUGAUGAUGUGUUGAUCUACUCUCGUAAUGAGGAAGAUCACGAGAAGCACCUUCGGAUUGGUAUUACCGUCGAUUCAUAG
Molecule: messenger RNA, 2115 nt
Organism: Lolium perenne
Lineage: Eukaryota; Viridiplantae; Streptophyta; Magnoliopsida; Poales; Poaceae
Biological process (GO): proteolysis
Molecular function (GO): nucleic acid binding; aspartic-type endopeptidase activity; zinc ion binding
Source: RefSeq, a predicted model, not a curated record